AUGAAUGAGUGUUUUCCAGGGGAGGAGAAGAGGCGCUACCGAAGAAGCUAUGGUGUCUUUCCAUGUCCCAACUGUGGUAGAACAUACCUUCGCAAGGACUCACUUCAACGACAUACCCUUUGGGAAUGUGGAAAGGAUCCACAGUUCCAGUGUCCUUUCUGCCCUCAGAAGUGCAAACGGAAAUCCCAUCAUAUUAGGCACAUGCAACGUCAACACAAAGACAUGCUUGACCUUAUGAAUAACUAUGUUAAGAAAGAGGUGACUGCUGAAUGA
Molecule: messenger RNA, 273 nt
Organism: Nezara viridula (southern green stink bug)
Lineage: Eukaryota; Metazoa; Arthropoda; Insecta; Hemiptera; Pentatomidae
Source: the annotation of a GenBank genome assembly